UUGAACCGCUGUGGAUCAGCUACCUGACAGAGUUUGUUUUUAUUAGACCACUGGACCGGUCAGGGUGUUCGUCGCCGCGACUUUCUCUUUUACCGAUCUCGUCGCCAUUUUCCUCGGUGAGGAAGGAUCGACUCGACGACGCUGUGGAACAGAUCGGGAUCCAUGGAUGUGGAGCCGCCGGGACCGCUUCGGUAUCUGAUUGGGGCGGCGAUCAUGAUGAUGGGGGUGGUGCUUCCUCUCGGUUACAUGAUGUUUCGCAUCAAGCGCGUUCCCUCCUCCUCGUCGACCUACUCCAAGCAGACGUAGGACUAAGGGGCUGAUAUAGAGAUAAUUGUCAACUCUUUCUACUGCUAGCGGUGAUCUCUCAUAGUGGCGUUGCUUCUGGUACUCCACUGAUUUCGGUUUGAUUCUUCUUCUAUUGAUGUAUUUGACGUCUAUAGUAAAGUGUAGUUUCUAUCUCGUUUUUUUUCCUGUUAAAGAGUAGGAUUUGAUAACUUGUGGCUGAAUACAUUUAUCAAUGAUCAGUACGGGAACAUCUGCGUGCUACUUCCUUUAAUUCUAGUAAACAAAAAGGCUUUAGAAGCUAUUAUUCAAUUCA
This is a messenger RNA of Zingiber officinale, 598 nucleotides long. RefSeq lists its product as uncharacterized. The transcript has 3 exons. Bases 163 to 306 code for a protein of 47 amino acids. Gene Ontology annotation, cellular component: Golgi apparatus. The record is from RefSeq and is a predicted model, not a curated record. Lineage: Eukaryota; Viridiplantae; Streptophyta; Magnoliopsida; Zingiberales; Zingiberaceae.